GUCAGCUGAUAUGAGUUGCUCUGUCAUUCUGAAUCUUCAUGAACAGAACCUCACAACAGAAGGUCUCGUAGAAUUUGAGCUGGAGCCUCGGGAUAGUAAUCGCAUCCAGAAUUAAUGCAAACAGUCGGCAAGGCUUGGUCGGUCUGUCAGAAAGAUAAUUGUAAAGACACGGAGGAAGGGGAAGUCGUUCGCAACCGAUUCCCCAAGUAAUGCUAUAUAUUACUAAAGGCCCUCACUUCCGCACGCGUUAAAUUGUGUUAUUUCUUUAUUUUGAGUUGUUCAAAACUAGGCUAUCCCCAUGGCUUCAAUACUUGAUGAAUACGAAGACUCUCAGACCAUUCGUCACUCAACGCAGCAGCCGCAUACCCGCCUUUCAGCAUCUAACAUUGGGAUUACACACUCAGGAUUUGUAAAUGCCAGAUUGGAGGAAGAGAGGCCGAUAUUCAAUAAGCAGAGGAUUGAUUUUUCUCCCCCUGAGAAUAUUAACCAUUUUGCAGUCUGCAAUAACCAGCUUUGUAUGAGCCUUGGGAAAGACACCCUGCUGAGAAUUGAUCUUGGAAAGCCUGAUCAACCAAAUCAGGUUGAACUUGGACGCAAGGAUGAUGCAAAAGUACACAAGCUAUUCCUGGAUCCUACAGGUUCCCAUCUGCUGAUCAGCCUAAAUACAAACGAGUGCCUGUACCUGAACAGAAACACUCAGAAGGUGCGGAGCCUGUCGCGAUGGAAGGGUCAUCUCAUUGAGAGCAUUGGCUGGAACAAGCUCCUGGGUACAGAGACCAACACAUGGCCCAUCCUGGUGGGCACCAGCCAGGGACAGAUCUAUGAGGCAGAGAUAUCGGCAUCAGAAGGAAGCCUAUUCAAUACCAACCCAGACCAGUAUUUUAGACUGGUCUACACUUUAGAUGAAGAUGGCAAAUCGGCCCCUGUUUGCUGUUUGGAGAUUGAGCGGGGGAUUGAAUCAAAGUUCUUCAUCAUAGCGACCACGCGGAAGCGUCUGUUCCAGUUUGUCGGAAAAGUGCCAGAAGGUGCAGAGCAGCAGGGCUUUAGUUCCAUUUUCAGCCAAAAUGCGGACCAUUUCCCCAGCUUUCAGGAGUUUCCAGCCAAUCUUGGCUUCAGCGAAAUAGCGUUUUACACCCCUAAGCUGCGUACCUCGCCGCGAUCAUUUGCCUGGAUGAUGGGUAAUGGAGUUUUAUAUGGAACGCUAGACUAUACCCGUCCUGAUUCUCUGCUAAGUGAUGUUCAGGUUUGGGAGUAUCCUCCGGAUAUCGAUUUCAAUUUCAACAAGCCCAUUUCCAUUGUCCUGACGCAGUUCCAUUUUCUGCUCUUGUUGCCUGAUCGGGUGAAAGCUGUAUGCAUCUUAAAUGGGCAGGUGGUUUACGAAGAUGUAUUUCCAGACAAGUUUGGGCCCUUGAAAAAUAUGAGCAAAGACUCGGCUUGCGGAUUAGUGUGGAUUUACACAGAGAAAGCUGUUUUCCGCUACCACAUUCAGAGAGAGGCGCGAGAUGUGUGGCAAAUGUACAUGAGCAUGAGCAAGUUUGACUUGGCCAAAGAGUAUUGCAAAGACAGGCCUGAGUGCCUUGACAUCGUAUUGGCCAAAGAAGCUGAGCACUGCUUCCAGAAUAAGAAAUAUCUGGAGAGUGCCAAGUGUUAUGCUCUGACGCAAAACUAUUUUGAAGAGAUUGCCUUAAAGUUCAUUGAAGCCAAGCAGGAAGAUGCUCUGAAAGAAUUCCUGAUGAAGAAACUCAACAACCUGAAGCCCAGCGAGAAGACACAGAUUACCCUUCUGGUCACCUGGCUUACGGAACUCUGCCUCAACAGGUUGGGCACCUUAGAAGGGGAUGAGUCGAAACGCAGCCUUUUCUUGGAGAGCAGAGAACAGUUCCGCAAGUUCCUCAGCAGCUCCAAAAUCAAAGAAUGUCUGUACAACAACAGAACGACCAUUUACGACCUUUUGGCCAGCCACGGAAAUGUGGAAGACAUGGUUUUCUUCUCUGUCAUUAUGCAGGACUAUGAGCGUGUGAUCUCCCACUAUUGCCAGCAUGAUGACUACGAAGCAGCCCUGGAGGUGUUGUCUAAACACCGCGAUGAGAAGCUGUUCUACAAGUUCUCACCAGUCCUCAUGCAACACAUCCCCAAGAAGGUGGUAGAUGCUUGGAUCCAGAUGGGGAAGAAACUAGACUCUAAGAAUCUCAUCCCUGCUCUGGUAAACUACAGCCAGAUUGGCAGUACAGAGCAGAUCAAUGAGACCGUACGCUACAUGGAGUUUUGUGUAUAUGAGUUGGCUGUAACGGAAGAGGCAAUCCACAACUACCUAUUGUCUCUCUAUGCCAAAUACAAGCCAGAGUCUUUGCUUUUGUACUUGGAGCAGACUGGAACACACUCUUCAGACAUUCACUAUGACCUCAAGUACGCCUUGCGUCUGUGUGCUGAACAUGGGCAUCAUAAGGCCUGCGUUCACGUCUAUAAGAUAAUGGAACUGUAUGAGGAGGCAGUGGAUCUGGCAUUGCAGGUAGAUGUGGACCUGGCCAAAUCCUGUGCAAACCUGCCGGAGGAUGACGAGGAAUUGCGGAAGAAGCUGUGGCUGAAAAUCGCCUGCCACGUGGUGCAGGAGGAGAAGGACGUGAAGAAAGCCAUGAACUGCCUCUCCAGCUGCAACCUGCUCAAGAUUGAAGACAUCCUGCCCUUCUUCCCAGAUUUCGUCACCAUUGACCACUUCAAGGAGGCCAUCUGCAACUCGCUGGAGGAGUACAACAAACACAUCGAGGAGCUCAAGCAGGAGAUGGAAGAAGCCACCGAGAGUGCCAAGCGGAUUCGAGAGGACAUCCAGGAGAUGAGGAAUAAGUAUGGUGUGGUGGAGUCUCAGGAGAAAUGUGCUGCCUGUGACUUCCCCCUGCUCAACCGCCCAUUUUACCUAUUCCUGUGUAGCCACAUGUUCCACUAUGACUGCCUCCUUCAAGAGGUCAGCCCCCACCUGUCUGCUUACAAGCAGACCAAGCUGGAGGAACUCCAAAAGAAGCUGUUGACCACCAGCCAGCCCACCAAGUCCAGACAUCAGCUGAAAGAGGAGGACACGGCAAGCCUGGGAAAAGGCCAGCUGAGCCGACAGCAGAUCAAGUCACACAUUGACGACAUCAUUGCCGCAGAGUGCGUGUACUGUGGGGAGCUGAUGAUCAAGUCUAUUGAUAAGCCUUUUAUUGACCCACAGAAGUAUGAGGAUGGGAAAUCAAGCUGGCUAUAAAGACUGGUACAGCGGCAUCCAGAAUGGGGAUGGUUCUCACUAAGUUAAGGGCAAGUGCGGAACUAUCUGCUAGGAUGUACUGUGAAGUUUGCCUGUACUUAACUGCUGCAUUGGUGUGUAGCAAAACUGAAACCUACAACUGCACUUGUGAAUACAUCUGAUCAGUUUGUGGUUGUAAGAUAAGAAUUGCAUUUUCCUUCAAAUAUGUGUUUGUGAAACACCUGGUCCCCCACUCCUGUCUGCUUUUUUUGUUUGUUCAGAACGGAAACAAAAAUAUACUAAUUCUCUUCAUAGCAGGUACAGCAGAAGUGGCAGAAUUAGAAAAUGCACUUAAUCAAUACAUUUUAUCAAUACAUCUUUAAUUAGUCACCCUGAUAAAUAUGUACCUUUUUCAAACCAUGCAAGUUUCUUUCACCUAUCUGUUGAUCUUCCUCAGCACUAUCGUAGAGAGAACAAUCUCUUAGGGGUAGAGUAUGUAGUUCAGUCUCCAUGUCUAUCUCUGUUCACUCUGAGGGAGCGCUGAUUGUGCUAACAGGGGAAGUCCAUUUGGAACAGAACUGAAACUGCCAGAGCUAAUUUCACCGCAACAGCCAUAGAUUUGUAUAGAUUUCCACCACUACUGACCUUGACUGGCUUUUUACUGGCUCCAUCUCCAAUUUCCAAUGCCCUGAGCUACCCACCUCUUUUACUCUCCAUCCCCCCUUUAUAGAACUAAGAUGUGUAACAAAACAUACAGUUCCACACUGUACCCUCAUUGACAUCCAGUUCAAAUUGAUGUUGGUUAAACCCUGCCUUCUAGUAAGUGUUAUUGUACUCUUGCUUGGGAGAGCCCCUGUUCAUGUUCCAAGCCUUCUCCCUGUACUUCUGACUUUGUUUUUUUUUGUUGUAUAGUUCUAUUUUAAUGAGGAAUAAACAUGAAUAAAAGUCAGGGUGAGCAAAUUAAUAGCUUGAUUGUUAUUGAAAAAAAAAUUCACAACUUGUCUCUUUUGUAUAAAAGCCUUUUGUUUGGAAGGAGAUGGAACUCAUUUUGUUUUCUGUAUUACAGUAGCCUCCAGCUAAGAGAACACCACUCGGGAAGCAAGCUAAGAGUUCUUUAACACAAAGUUGACCACCAGACGCAAUACCAAUCAAUAAAUAAAUAUGUAUUACUUGUCAGGGUGCACAUGCAUGAACAUAUGAAAUUAAAAGAAUAAAUAAAUUAAUAAACUAUAAUAAUAAAGUAACGGACAAAUUACUGUUAAUAAACUGCCAAACUAAAUUUACACAGCACCCCUACACAUGUUAAAAAAAUGCAUUAGCAGCUUUAGAUUUAUUAUGAAUACUGUACAGGUGCAAUAUUGUGAAACAGAAUGGUGAAGCAACAAAAUGAGCCAGUGGUAUGAAGCCGGUGCUGAAAAGAUUUAUUAAACCAGUCGGUGUGCCUCAAGACACUCGCGAUGACAGGCCACAUUUACAUUUACAUAACAUUACAUUUACAUAAACCAUUUGAAUUAAAGUUUGAUGAUGAUGAUGGGUUAUCAGGUUACAAAACUGUAUCAGUUGUGAACAUAUCGCUUUUAAGCAAAGUUGCUAUUCCUUUUAGACAGCAUUUACAAUGGGAAAAAUCAGUUUCACCAUAAGGAUGUUCUCUUAGGUGAAGUGUUCUCUUAGGAGGUUACUAUAUGCAGAGACUACUGCACCCCUUUUAAAAGCCUUAAGGAGUAUUGAGUAUAGCCGAACAAUUACAAUUCUGUCAAAGAAUUAACAUGUGGUUUUGAGUGUCUACAAACACUUCUGUUUGCUUUCAUGCCUCAUUGUAUGUGAAACAUGAUAAAAUGCUAAAAGUCAUUUUUCAGUUUGAUUACUAUGCAAACAGCUGUGUGAUUCUGGUUCUGCUCCUACUGUUGAGCCACACAGCAGCUAUGUGUGUAACAUAUAGGAGGCCUUCCAGAAUGUAACAAGUGUAUCACAGAAACCUAUAAUCUGCUAAGUAUCCUGCAGAAAACAGUGUGUAUUCUUAAAAAGUUAACACCAAGGCUUUUGGUUUUCUUACUCUACCUUUUAGUUGCAUUAUCAUUGAAUCCCAUUUUUUGUGCAGAAUAUCUCUUGGUUCUUUACAAGUUGCAGUUCCUAAUCACUUCCUGUCAGGCCACUGUAGCUACAGCACAGGAAUCAAUAACUAUUUGAAAAAAACUACCUUGUGAUAAAAGUCAGAGAACUUCAUCACAGCAGUAGUAAUGUUACUAAUAGGAGGUAUUAAAAUGUUUUUAGCGCUUGAACAGCCAACUUAAUUAAAAAGUAUGUUAUAAUUUCGAUGCACAAUUUGUAAGCUUUUACGGUAGCUUUUCAUGAUUAAUGAGUUGUUGUUUUUUUACAUCAAGGGGAAUGGAAUUCAAACUGAGUCUAGUGACUUCUAUCAGUCUGGUUUAUUACAUUAUCACACAUACUAGAGUGACUGUUGCACUUCCUUUUGUUGGUCAUAUUGAAUUAAAACCUGUAACACUGCUGAGUAUGAUGAAGUGAUACGGUAUCAUAUUUGUGCAGGGAAGAUGUUUUAAUCAGCUGUUGCUACCCAAAAAACAUUACAUGGACUGAAAUGAUUGUGACUGUAUUAUCAUCAGUACGAAAUAAAAUACUGCAUGACCUUA
Polyodon spathula (Mississippi paddlefish) is the source of this 5865-nucleotide messenger RNA. RefSeq names its product vacuolar protein sorting-associated protein 18 homolog. Gene Ontology annotation, cellular component: HOPS complex; endosome. Gene Ontology annotation, biological process: organelle fusion; intracellular protein transport; endosome to lysosome transport. Gene Ontology annotation, molecular function: protein-macromolecule adaptor activity. The record is from RefSeq and is a predicted model, not a curated record. Lineage: Eukaryota; Metazoa; Chordata; Actinopteri; Acipenseriformes; Polyodontidae. Bases 299 to 3238 code for a protein of 979 amino acids. The transcript has 5 exons.